This is a messenger RNA of Solanum lycopersicum (tomato), 1233 nucleotides long. RefSeq lists its product as uncharacterized. The record is from RefSeq and is a predicted model, not a curated record. NCBI's taxonomy places the organism in Eukaryota, Viridiplantae, Streptophyta, Magnoliopsida, Solanales, Solanaceae.
AGUAUUGAAACUUGAAAGCUUAUAUUGGAUCUCGGAAUUAAAUACAGAUUGCUCAUUGCAUGAUUCAUUUGAAGUGGGCUUGCAUCAACUUUUUUUUGAUAUUCGAUCUUGAACCCGAUAACUCUUGUUAACGGUAAAAGUAAUGUCUUCUAUUUUGUAUUGUUGGUGUUACUAAAUAUAGUCACCUACCCUUCCAUAAAUUGAAAUAUUGAAAUUGGGGAUGCAAAAGAAUAUUCUUCAAGUCUUUGAUGAAACCAUGUGGUUGGCUUGUUCGUUGUGUCAACCCAAAAUAGCGAUUUUCGUCACACGCAAACGAAGAAGGAGCAGAAUUCACAACACCUCUUAUUCCCAAAUCUUGGAUUAUAACUUUGAAAUCUGAAUCUUGAUUUGAAACUCAAGAAAUUAGUGAAAAUAUGAUGACAGCUACCAUGACAACAACGGUCUCUGUUGGGUCAUCUUCAUUUUUCACUAAUUAUCCUCUUAUGUCUGCUCUUAUUGCCUUUGCUCUUGCCCAAUCCAUCAAGCUCUUCACUUCAUGGUACAAGGAAAGACGAUGGGAUCUUAAGCAACUUGUUGGAUCUGGUGGAAUGCCCUCAUCCCAUUCAUCAACAGUAACUGCUCUAGCUGUGGCUGUUGGUUUGCAAGAGGGCUUUGGGGGGGCGCUCUUUGCUUGUGCAUUAGUUUUAGCGUGUGUGGUCAUGUAUGAUGCCACGGGUGUAAGAUUACAUGCUGGACGUCAGGCAGAGGUCCUGAAUCAAAUUUUAUACGAACUUCCUUCUGAACAUCCUCUUGCAGAUAGUAGGCCAUUACGAGAACUCCUUGGUCACACUCCUCCUCAGGUUGUAGCUGGUGGAUUAUUGGGAUUGACAACUGCAACGGCUAUCCAUUUUAUCAGAGGCUCAGGACAUGAAGCAUGACAUUAAAGAAACGGUUGCUUACUAUGUAACAGCUUGUGAAAUAUGAUAUCAGGCCAAAAGUUACAGAUAUCUCAUUUCACCUCUGCAUUGUAUUGACUGCAGAGAUGUACUAGUAUUUUAGAUACCUCACUGCAGAGUUUAUACAUAAUGUAGAUAAACAAUGAACUGCAACCUGUAAGUUAAGCUGCACACAUCUCAGAAUAUUAGUUACAGUGUGUUUUAUGUUUAUCUGUAUUACCUCAAUUACUCACAACUUCUUUAGUUGUCCAAUUAAUCUGGUGAACUACGUUCUUCCAGUUCCUUCCUUUAUACUGAA